CAGCCGCCAUUCUCCAUCCGUCCUCUACAAACACAGCCGAAAAUCCCAAGCUUCAUCCUUGGUUCAAAGAAAUCGAGAAUCGGAAGGGCUUCACUCCCACUUCAAUUUUCAGUUUUGCAGCUAUGAAGGAAGAAGAGAUAAACCGAUGCCAAAUUCAAGAAUGGUAUCCGAAGUUCAAAUCAGUGUCAAUUAGAACUCUAAUUCAUGAGCUUCCUGAAUCUUUUGUUCAGUACCUGUUUGAUGAUUCUGGAAUCAUCCUUCCGGAGUCUGUCUUUAAUGAAGAUGCCUUCCCUAACAGAAUCCAUAAUCUUGAGGAGGAAGAGGAUUAUCAGGUGUCAGAAGGAUCUGGGGAUGAAGCAGAACCUUCGGAACCUCCUUCCUUCCCAGAACUUGAGAUGGAGAUUAAAGAAUCAAUUGAAAGGCUUGGGGGUGCAGUAUUCCCCAAGUUAAAUUGGAGUGCACCAAAAGACUCUGCUUGGAUUGCCCCAUCUGGGACUCUGCGUUGCACUUCAUUCAGUGAGAUUGCACUCUUGCUUCGAUCAUCAGACUCGUUGGUUAAUGAUUUGUGUCAUGCGUAUGAUUCUUGCAGUGAUAAAACCCUGUCAAGACCUCCAAGUUUCUUCCUUGCCCUACGAAAGUGGUAUCCAUCUCUACUACCAGAGAUGGAAUUUCGUUGUUUUGUAAAGGACCAGCUCCUGAUUGCGAUUUCCCAACGUGAAGUAACUACAUUUUAUCCUGUUCUACUUGAGAAGAAAAAUGAUCUCAAGACAUUAAUUGAACAGUUCUUUGCCGAUAAUGUGAAGUUGAAAUUUGAGUCAGAAAAUUACACAUUGGAUGUUUAUGUUACACGGGAUGGACGUGUUAAGAUUUUGGAUUUCAACCCCUGGAGAGCAUUUACCCUGCCCCUGCUCUUUUCAUGGGAGGAACUAGAGCAUAAUCUCCAGGACGAAGAUCAUUUGGACUUCAGAAUUGUGGAGAGUCGGUGUGGUGUUAGGCCAGGUUUGAAGACAGCAGUUCCAUAUGAUUAUGUGGAUACCAGCCCCGGAAGUGGCUGGGACCAAUUCCUGAGAAAUGCUGAUGAAGAAUCAAGAAGACAGGCUGACUCCUGAUACAGUCCUUGACGAUUUUAAUUUUUUUGCUUUCAACAUUUAUUUUUGUUGUUUAAUUCUUAUCAGUAUGUUGUUGUAGAUACUCAGUUUAUCUCUUAAUUUCCAUGUUAGAUGCUUGAUUUAUUGGCCGCUUAGGAAAAACUUGCUUAUUUCAAUCGCAAAAGUUUGUCUUGGUUUUUGCUCAAAGCAUUGUUCCUUCUUGAUCAGCCAUAUUAGAUGUAAUACUCAAGGCUUCCCUUGUGUGCAGUUGCUGCUGCCUAUAAUGGAACAUAGUGAACCUUUUCCUU
This is a messenger RNA of Rubroshorea leprosula, 1396 nucleotides long. The record is from the annotation of a GenBank genome assembly. Lineage: Eukaryota; Viridiplantae; Streptophyta; Magnoliopsida; Malvales; Dipterocarpaceae.